Molecule: messenger RNA, 1719 nt
Organism: Penicillium riverlandense
Lineage: Eukaryota; Fungi; Ascomycota; Eurotiomycetes; Eurotiales; Aspergillaceae
Exons: 1
Coding region: 1-1719 (572 amino acids)
Source: RefSeq, a predicted model, not a curated record
AUGGUCCACAUCCAGGACCUCCCAACAGAGCUCCUGGAAAACAUUCUGUCUUUUAUUGCCGAGCCCGACGAUUAUAAAAGCGCGGCAGGCAGGGAAGACACGGUGAACAAAUUGCAGAGGGAACUGCCAAGGGACCUACAGCGGGACGACUGGGAUGACGACGACUAUGAUGAUGAUGAUGAUGAUGAGGACGAGGAUGAGGACGAGGAUGAGGAUGACGAUGAGGAUAUGGAAAAGGAGGACGAUGACCAUCACGAGCAUGAGUGUCUACGCAAUAUCUGUCUCGUCUCGCAGAGAUUCCGCGCCCUCGCCCAGCCGCGUCUCUUCCGCUAUUUCGAGGAGGAUGGGUGGCAAGGUGGUAUCGUCAAGACCAUGACUUUCGCCAAAAUCCUCUAUGGUCGGCCAGAGCUCGGAAAGCAUGUCCAGAUGAUCAGCAUUACGCCUCUCGUGCCCGAGCCAGGCAAAGAUAGCCCUCGGCGGCUCCCCGAAGAUGACUUCCAGUUCUUCACAGGCGUCAUCCAAGGCCUUGAUUUAGCUGAUCAGGAGAAACAAGUCUGGAUACCGGCGGCGAAGAAAGGCUCCGUCGGCGUGUUUGUCGCAUUGCUGGCGCAUCAGACCCCCAAUCUUCGUGCACUACAUCUGCCCGGCGAAGGAUUCUUCUUGCAGCCACUCACUCGUCUCUUCAGUCACUAUCCAUCGUUUCUGUCGAACCUCGAGUCUGUCCAUAUCGAAAGCGACGUGGAAGAAUAUGUCAAGGGCUACAAUAUUGCUAACUACAAGCAUUUCCUUACCCUCCCCAAACUCACGUUCCCGACAUUCGAGUACGGCGAUCUCGUCGACGCAUCAUUUCCCUCUACCUGGGCGCCGGGCACAUUGGCGACAGAGCAAGUGGCCUUCCACCACUGCCACCUCGACGCGGGCGCGAUCAAAAAGUUCAUGCAGGCGUGCAAGACAUUGAGAUCCUUCACCUAUCAGAAUUUCUCCAUGAAUCCAGACCACGUUGUGGUCCACACCAUCAAACAGAGAGCCACGAGCGAGUUCAACGCUGCGCAGGCCCACGAAGCCGCCCUCCUGCACAAGGAUACUCUGGAACAUUUCCACGUCGAAUUUUAUCGGGACAUAGGGGCCUUCGAGACCAUCGAGCGCGUUCAGGCAUACAUGUCCAGCCGUCCCAAGAUCGGCUCGUUUCGCGACUUCGCCGUCCUCGACACCAUCAUACUCCCACAUGCUGUUCUGCCACCACACCCUCAGUUCCCGCCCUCCCUCAAAAUGCUCCGUAUCACCGACUGCAACUCCUCGAUUCGGGACUUGGUCCAGAACAUCGCGGAAGACGUCCAAAAGGGACUGUACCCGGCGCUUAGGGAGUUCAGAAUCCUCGCGAUCGAUGUCACCAAGCCGAUCAAACUUCCCGGGCAGCGCAUUCCGCCAGGGAAAACGCCCGAACAAUGCUUCCGCUCUCUGCACGAUCUGUUCCAGGGCACGAAAGUGGAUUUCAUGAUCUCGCCGUAUGAAAUGUCGGAUUUUCUGGAUGACUUGGACGAUAACAUUGAGUAUGGCCUUGACCCCGAGCAUGAAUACGGGUUGUAUGGACCUGGGGCACCCGGUGGACGGGGGGCCCCCGGAUGCCAGGUCUUUUCAAUUUGGUUAUGCAGCGCGCUUUGCAGGAUCCGGACUUUGCGCACCUUCGUCCGCAUGCUGAGCGGUGAUCCUUGGAACUGA